AUGAAUCUUGACUUGCUACGCCCACCUACGAGGCCACCAGAAACGAAAAUUGAUCAGUGUUCUUUAAAACGAAAAUUCGACAUCCACGAUUUGGUCUACGCUAAAGUGUUCAGCAACAACAAAUAUCGUUGGGCGCCAGGCAUCGUAUGCAGCAAGGUUGGGCGAGUCAUGUACACAGUGUUCAUCGAAGAAAGCCGGAUGAUUCGGUCACAUGCGAAUCAGCUUCGAAGCCGUACCGAAUCAGAUACGAGUGGUGAACCAAAAAGAGCACAGAUGAAUUUGCCUCUCGACGUUCUACUGGACUCUUGGAAACUACCUGCCAAAGUGUCACCAGAACCAAUUACGUCUACACAACCAACCGAAGCCAGUUUCCAUUUUACACCGAAUCAAUCAAGUUCACUACUCCAAUCAACGAUAGUAGGUGGCUCAGCUCUGUCCCCUGAGUCGUCUGCCAUGGAUACAAGUUCAUCAAUGUCGUCGUCAACCACAUCUUCAUCAGCACCGAGUCAAGAAUCCGCUUCCAAGAAUGGCGGGCCAGUUACAUCGGUGCCUACAGAACCACGUCGCUCUUUGAGAGUUCGAAGGCAGCCGCAGUGGUAUCACCCUUACCAUCUCUAUUAA
This is a messenger RNA of Uranotaenia lowii, 621 nucleotides long. RefSeq lists its product as uncharacterized. NCBI's taxonomy places the organism in Eukaryota, Metazoa, Arthropoda, Insecta, Diptera, Culicidae. The record is from RefSeq and is a predicted model, not a curated record. Bases 1 to 621 code for a protein of 206 amino acids. The transcript has a single exon.